AUGUCAAAGCUUUUAUCAAAUAAAACUUUUAGAUUAAUCACAACAAAUUCACAACCGAAAAUAUCAUUUGGUUUUUCAUUAAGAAAAAGGCUUACCACCGCUACAUCACCUGUUUUACGAGCCACUCCACUUUCAACACAAACACAAACUCUUGUUACCCCCUCACCAGCCACUACUCCAACAGAUCCACGAGUACUUGAUGCAAUGAUGCCAUACUGGACACAACAGUAUGGUAAUCCUCAUUCAAGAACUCAUGCAUAUGGUUGGGAAUCUGAAAAGGCUGUUGAAAAAGCUCGUGAACAUGUUGCUAAAAUUAUAGGAGCUGAUCCAAAAGAAAUUGUUUUCACAUCAGGAGCAACGGAAUCAAAUAAUCUUAGUAUUAAAGGAGUUGCUAGAUUUUAUAAGAACAAAAAAAAACAUAUCAUCACAACACAAAUCGAACAUAAAUGCGUACUUGAUUCAUGUCGUGUUUUAUCUGAAGAAGGGUUUGAAAUAACAUAUUUGCCAGUUAAAUCUUCUGGUCUUAUAGAUCUUGAAUUGUUGGCAAAAUCAAUUCGACCUGAUACAUCACUUGUGUCUAUCAUGACAGUAAAUAAUGAAAUUGGUGUAUUGCAACCUAUCGAAGAAAUUGGUAAAAUCUGUCACGACAAUAAAGUAUUUUUCCAUACAGAUGCUGCACAAGCUGUUGGCAAAAUACCUUUGGAUGUCAAUAAGAUGAAUAUUGAUUUAAUGAGUAUUUCAGGGCAUAAACUUUAUGGACCAAAAGGGAUAGGUGCUUUAUAUGCAAGAAGGAAACCCAGAGUUAGGUUAGAAGCUUUACAAAGUGGUGGAGGACAAGAGAGAGGUUUAAGAAGCGGUACUGUACCCACACCUUUAGUUGUUGGAUUAGGCGAAGCUUGUCGAAUUGCAAAUGAAGAAAUGCAGUAUGAUUCAGAACAUGUAAAAAAAUUAUCUAAAAGACUGAUUGAUGGCAUUAUGUCAAAAGUUUCUCAUAUUAUUCGUAAUGGUGAUCCCGAAUCAACUUAUCCAGGUUGUGUAAAUUUGUCAUUUUCUUUUAUUGAAGGUGAAUCCUUAUUGAUGGCACUUAAAGAUAUCGCACUUUCAUCAGGGUCAGCAUGUACAUCAGCAUCGUUAGAACCAUCUUAUGUGUUAAGAGCAUUAGGUUCUGAUGAUGAAUCAGCACAUUCAAGCAUUAGAUUUGGUAUUGGAAGAUUUACAACUGAACGAGAAAUUGAUUUUGUGAUUGACAGAGUGACAAAACACGUUGAUAAAUUGAGGGAAAUGUCCCCACUAUGGGAAAUGGUUCAAGAAGGCAUAGAUCUCAAAUCUAUCCAAUGGAUUCAUACUUUUGGGAAAAUAAGGAAACUCGAGAUUAUUGCUGAUGAGGAGGAAGAGUCUCAUAUUUACGAUCGAUUAUGGCGUAAACCUAGAGUUAGGCAGUAUUGGCAUGAUGGGACAUUACAUCGAGAAGCUGAGGAAAGAAAAUCAAGUUAUACUGAAUUGUUUUGGGAUCUUAUUUUUGUAGCAGUUGUGAAUAAUUUAGGACAUUUAUUGGUUUCUGAUAUUUCAUUCAGUAAUCUGGAAAGUUCAGAAGAUCUUCUUGAAAAAUUUUUAUUACUUUGGGAAAUGUCACUUGUAAUAGUGAUGGGAACUCAUGCAAUGGAUAUUUAUAAUGAUACCAAAAUAAUUUUUUUAUCAUCAUACGUUUUUGCUAGAAUGACAUUUUUGUGUAUGUAUAUUUUACUGGCAACAUGGUUACCAUUGUUUCGUAGAUCUUUGAUUACAUUUGCUUGGGGGAUUCUUAUCCCAACUCUAUUUUGGCUUGUCGCUAUAUUUGUACCAGCAUCAAAUACUAAAGAUUUAAUGUGGACUGCAAUUUCAUUUGAAUUAUUGUGGUCUUUAGUCAUUCCACUAUACAACCGCUACGGUAUAAAAAGACAUCCUCACAACAGUGACUUUAAAAAAGUGGAUAGUGUAGCAAGUACAAUCCAUGAAAAUAGUAUUAACGAGAAACGACCAAUAGUUCCUCAUCAAGCAAUGAAAACAAGGGGAACAGAGUACCAGUGGAAAUGGAAAGAUGUUUUCUUGUUUUCUCAACCUCCGGUGUAUAAGACUGCAUUGAAUAUUGAACAUUGGAGUGAGAGAUUAGGAACUUUUACCAUUAUUUGUUUAGGCGAAGCGUCAACAUCAAAAUAUAUCCAAUGUAAAUUAUAUGAUAUUAAUAGUCCUAACAGUGCCUAA
Molecule: messenger RNA, 2241 nt
Organism: Entrophospora sp. SA101
Lineage: Eukaryota; Fungi; Glomeromycota; Glomeromycetes; Entrophosporales; Entrophosporaceae
Source: the annotation of a GenBank genome assembly